AUGAAACAAACUUUACCAAACGAUUAUGGAGCACCUAUUGAAUAUUUCUUACGAGCUGCACAAUGGCAAAGAGCAGUCUCACCAAGGUUAGGUGUUCCACCAGCUCCUGUCAAAAAUAGCAUUUGGUCAAGUCCUUAUAUAAGAUAUGGUCUCCCACUAGGUUUGCUAGCUACAGCAGGAGCAGUUAUGAUGUUGAAAAGAAAUAAAGCAAAUGUUGUAAAUAAUACUGAAGUAGCUGAAGUUAAACAAACUCCAACACCUUCACAAGCAAAACCUUCAAUGACUCCUGAACCUAUGGAAGUACAAACUCCUGUUCAAAAGUCAACUCCUAAACCGACUCCAACAUUUAAACCAGAACCUACUCCUCAAAUAAAUCGUAAAACUCCUGCGUUUCCUUACUGA
Molecule: messenger RNA, 402 nt
Organism: Trichomonas vaginalis G3
Lineage: Eukaryota; Parabasalia; Trichomonadida; Trichomonadidae
Product: repellent protein 1 family
Exons: 1
Coding region: 1-402 (133 amino acids)
Source: RefSeq, a predicted model, not a curated record